Humulus lupulus (European hop) is the source of this 1938-nucleotide messenger RNA. RefSeq names its product gamma-glutamyl hydrolase 2-like. Gene Ontology annotation, biological process: tetrahydrofolylpolyglutamate metabolic process. Gene Ontology annotation, cellular component: vacuole. Gene Ontology annotation, molecular function: gamma-glutamyl-peptidase activity. The record is from RefSeq and is a predicted model, not a curated record. The transcript is spliced from 10 exons. NCBI's taxonomy places the organism in Eukaryota, Viridiplantae, Streptophyta, Magnoliopsida, Rosales, Cannabaceae. Bases 588 to 1751 code for a protein of 387 amino acids.
CUAUUUUAAUAUAUAUUUUUAAUUAUUUACUCAAUUCAUUAGUUGAAAAUUUAAGGGUAUUUUGGUCAUUGUUUGACUAAAAUCGAGUUCAGGUAUCAUUUUAUUCUAUUUUGCAAAACACUAAGUACAUUUUGUUAUUUAACAAAACAUACAAGUCGAUUGAGUAUUUAGACGAAAACACAAAGAGCCAAAUUAAUAUUUCUCCAGUCUCUUAUCUACUAAUACCCUUCUCAUUUAUUAUCUAUUUAUUUAUUUUUUUUUUUAAGAAACAUUUAUUUAUUUAUUUUAAAUUGAGAAGAACAAGAAGGAGAUGAAUGACAAAAUAGUCUUAAAGUAAAUUUAUACUUUAUCCUAAUUUAAAGAAUUAGUAGAAUUUUAGACCUAUGACAUUUUAUAAAAAAAAAUUAUCAAAAAAUAAACAAAUUGCAAAAUUAAUAAAGAAUUUUUUUUUUUUUCACCAAUUUCUCUAAUAAUAAUAAUAAUUAAUAAUCUUCAACUUCAGGUGUUUAUUUCUCCAAUCGCCAUUGUUGAAAGCUUCGUCGAUUCUUCUUCUUCAAUGCUAAGCUUUUUGCCCUCGUCUUCCUCCGAUGCUCUCUAACUUCCUCUCUAAUACCGACUCUACCCCUGCCGUCACCGGCGCCUCCUCCGACGACAUCGUUGACGACGUCGCAUCUUCUUCUUCGUCUUCUUUGGGAUCGACUUCUAAGCUUUCAGAGAUGUGGAGUUACUUGUGGAUUCCUUUCUUGAUUUCCUUAUCCAAGGAAUUCGUCCCCACCACCAAGGCCCAGUCCUCCUCCAUUUUCUUGCCUAGUCAGACUGAUCACGACUCGCCGUUGAGCUGCCCCUUGCCUGACCAGGAACUUUACUAUGCUCCAGUCAUCGGAAUCCUCAGUCACCCCGGCGAUGGUGCCUCUGGCCGCCUUAGUAACGCCACCAACGCCUCUUACAUCGCCGCCUCUUAUGUCAAGUUCGUUGAAUCAGCUGGAGCUCGCGUUAUUCCUCUUAUUUAUAACGAGCCUCUAGAAGUUCUUUACCAGAAGCUUAAUCUGGUCAAUGGAGUGCUUUUCACUGGUGGGUGGGCUAAAAGUGGGUUGUACUUUGAAGUUGCUCAAAAAAUAUUUCAGAAAGUUUUGGAGAAGAAUGAUGCUGGGGACCAUUUCCCAUUAUACGCCAUCUGCUUAGGUUUUGAAAUUCUGACAAUGUCCAUCAGCAGGGACAGGAAAAUCCUUGAACCCUUCAGUGCUUCAGAUGCAGCGACUACACUAGAGUUCUCCCCAAAUGUGAAUAUUGAAGGAACCGUUUUUAAUAGAUUUCCUUCAGAUCUGCUUAGCAAGUUACAAACAGAUUGUCUAGUCAUGCAAAACCAUCGUUAUGGUAUCUCCCCAGGAAGAUUUCAGGAGAACCAUGAACUAACCAGCUUCUUUAGGAUCAUAACAACCUGUACUGAUGAAGAUCAUAAGGUCUAUGUGUCCACAGUACAGGCACGCCACUAUCCCGUUACUGGAUUUCAAUGGCACCCGGAGAAAAAUGCUUUCGAGUGGGGCUUAACAAGAAUUCCACACUCGGAGGAUGCCAUUCAGGUGACACAGCAUGCGGCAAACUAUUUGGUCCGCGAGGCAAGGAAGUCCCUAAACAGACCACCUACUCAGAAAGUGCUUGACAAUCUCAUCUACAAUUACAGCCCUACGUUUUGUGGGAAAGCCGGGAAGGGAUAUGAUGAAGUUUACAUCUUCACCCGAUCUAAUAUGUGAAUCUUUGUAUAGGUUAUGUUGUGAAUUGGUUGUGAAUUACUGUAUAAUGCCAGAUAGUUAAGAGGCAUAUGCCAUUGUUCCUUUUAUUUGAUGUUAAGGACAUGGUUUAACAUUCGACUUUCAAGACCUUUCUUUGCUUGCUCUUAUUAUUUGUGUGUGUAUAUACACACAUAUAUAAUUGGCCUAA